GGAAGCUGCUGCGAUGCGCUCCGGCGGGGUCAAGUUGGAAUAAAGGGGGAGAAACGGCUCCGGUCAGACGGGAAAGAGAGGGAGGUUUUCCCCGCUGACAAACAUGACUGACUGGUGACAAAGGAACCGGGGAGCCCCCCUCUUCGUGGCUGCGCCUGGCACCCGCUAGAACUUGGUGUUUUUUUUUGGAGAGGCUCAUUUUCCCGUGCUCAGCCAAAUAUUUUCAUCCAUCCCUGCGUUUUUCUUCUGGAGCAGCACAAUGCCUGUCCGGAGGGGUCAUGUUGCGCCUCAAAACACCUUCCUGGGAGUAAUUAUUCGCAAAUUCGAGGGACAAAAUAAGAAAUUCAUCAUAGCCAAUGCCCGGGUGCAGAACUGCGCUAUCAUCUACUGUAAUGACGGCUUCUGUGAGAUGACGGGCUUCUCCCGGCCGGACGUCAUGCAGAAGCCGUGCACAUGUGACUUCCUUCACGGCCAGUUCACCAGUCGGCACUCCGUAGCCCAGGUGGCCCAGGCGCUACUGGGCUCAGAGGAGCGCAAGGUGGAGAUCACCUACCACCGAAAGGAUGGUUCAAACUUCCUCUGCGCCACCCACAUCAUCCCGGUGAAGAACGAGGAGGGCGUGGUCAUGAUGUUUAUCCUCAACUUCGAUUACAUCCUGGACGAGGGCAGCAGCGACUCGCUGGAGAGACUCAACCACACCUCACCGUCCAAAGCUGAGCAACGGAAAGGGAGAUUCUUUCGCUUCCGUUUCCCGGCCUUACCUCUCCUGGGCAUCAGCAAGCAGUCCUUGCCCCAGGAAGACCCCGACGCCGUCAUGGUGGACUCCCCUCGCAACAGCGACGGCUCGGUGGCAACGCACGACUACCAGCUCCCCACCACCCGCGAGAGCUGCAGCCCCACUUACGCGAAUGACACCCGGGCUCUCAUCGCCCCCAGCCACUGCUCCACCCCUGUGUCCGGGCCUUUGGACCACUCGUCGCCCAAAGGCCCCUGGGACAGGAUGUACCAGGACCGAGCCAUCACCCAGAACCAACACCAGAGCCAGGAGGACACGUUUAUCGCUGCCCCGUCAAUUCCAGGCCUCACGCCAACCGCCUCCAGAGAGAGUGUGUGCAGUAUUCGCAGAGCCUCAUCCGUGCAUGACAUGGAAGGCUUUGGGGCCAACUCCAAGAUGGCGUUCAGAGACAGACAUGCCAGUGAAGACAACGGCCGCAACAUAAAAGUAUCUCGCUCCUGGAUGGCUGGCGGCCCGCUGAGCCAGAUCAAAUCCAGCCUGCUCGGCUCCACCUCCGAUUCCAACCUCAACAAGUACAGCACCAUCAACAAGAUCCCGCUCAUCACGCUCAACUUCUCCGAGGCCAACAACGAGAAGAAGUGCCCCUCGCCGCCAUCCUCCGAGAAAACCAUCAUCGCCCCGAAAGUCAAGGACCGCACGCACAAUGUCACCGACAAGGUCACACAGGUUCUGUCUCUGGGCGCAGACGUUCUCCCCGAGUACAAACUCCAGACGCCGCGUAUCGACAAGUGGACCAUCCUCCACUACAGCCCCUUCAAAGCCGUGUGGGACUGGCUCAUCCUGCUGCUCGUCAUCUACACUGCCAUUUUCACACCCUACUCUGCCGCCUUCCUCCUCAAUGACAUCGAGGAGCAGAGGAGGCGGGAGUGUGGCUACUCCUGCUCGCCGCUAAACGUGGUGGACCUGAUUGUGGACAUCAUGUUUAUUGUGGACAUCCUCAUCAACUUCAGGACCACUUACGUCAACAUCAACGAGGAGGUGGUGAGCCACCCGGCCAAGAUCGCCAUCCACUACUUUAAGGGCUGGUUCCUCAUAGACAUGGUGGCCGCCAUCCCAUUUGACCUGCUCAUCUUCGGCUCAGGAUCGGAUGAGACCACCACUCUGAUUGGUCUGCUGAAGACAGCCCGUCUCUUGCGGCUGGUGCGGGUCGCCCGCAAGUUGGACCGCUACUCAGAGUAUGGCGCCGCCGUCCUAAUGCUGCUCAUGUGCAUCUUCGCCCUCAUCGCCCACUGGCUGGCCUGUAUCUGGUACGCCAUCGGCAACGUGGAGAAGCCUUACCUGGAGCACAAGAUCGGAUGGCUGGACAACCUGGGGGUGUCGAUAGGAAAAAAGUACAACUACAGUGACCCCAGCUCAGGCCCCUCCAUCAAAGAUAAGUACGUCACGGCGCUCUAUUUCACCUUCAGCAGUCUGACCAGUGUGGGCUUUGGGAACGUCUCCCCCAACACCAACUCUGAGAAGAUCUUCUCCAUCUGCGUCAUGCUCAUUGGAUCUCUAAUGUACGCCAGCAUCUUUGGGAACGUGUCUGCCAUCAUCCAGCGGUUGUACUCGGGCACAGCCAGGUAUCACCUACAGAUGCUGCGGGUCAAAGAGUUCAUCCGAUUCCAUCAGAUCCCGAACCCGCUCCGGCAGCGGCUGGAGGAGUACUUCCAACACGCCUGGACGUACACCAACGGCAUCGACAUGAAUAUGGGUUUUCCCGAGUGCCUGCAGGCGGAUAUAUGCCUCCACCUCAACACAAACCUCCUCCAGGGCUGUAAGGCGUUCCGCGGGGCCACCAAGGGCUGCCUCCGGGCGCUGGCCAUGCGUUUCAAGACCACCCACGCGCCCCCCGGAGACACCUUGGUCCACUGCGGAGACGUUCUCACGGCGCUUUACUUUGUCUCGCGCGGCUCCAUCGAAAUCCUCAAAGAUGACGUGGUGGUGGCCAUCCUGGGUAAGAACGACAUCUUCGGCGAGAUGAUCCACCUGUUCGCCAAGCCGGGGAAGUCCUGCGCCGAUGUGCGGGCACUGAGCUACUGCGACCUCCACACCAUCCAGAGGGAGGAGAUUCUCGAGGUGCUGGACAUGUACCCGGAGUUCGCCGACCACUUCCUCACAAACCUGGAGCUGACCUUUGACCUCCGAGACGAAACCACCAAGACAACGCACCCACAAGCAGCUGAUUCCAACGUGGAUGAAGUCAAGUGUGGAAGACGAGUGUCCUACAAAAGGAAGUCGUCCACAGGCUCCCACAACAAGGAGCCGGUGGCCACCUACUGUGACGCCAAGCAGGGGAGGCAGAUCUACGCCUCCUCACCAGCCAAGGAGAAGAGGGAGUCUACUGAGGAGGCUGAGGACCAGGAGGAGGAGGAGGAGGAGGAAGAGGAAGGCAGAGAGGAGGAAGAGGAGCAGAGGCCGUUGUGUUCUGGUGUUCUGGGCUACCCUGUAGUCAGGGACCACUCCCUGGGCUUCGGGCUGAGCAACGCUCCGGAUGCACCUGCUGGAGACAACACACAGGACCAGGCCUAUAAAGAUGCAGAGGAGUGGGUGCGUCAGCGUCCCAGAGAGAAUGCAGAGGAGCCCGCCCAGUGUCACGAGACCCCGGCUGGGGAGGACGACAGUGAUACAGACCUCACCUACGGAGAGGUGGAGCAGCGGCUGGACCUGCUGCAGCAGCAUCUGAACAGACUGGAGUCCCAGAUGACUGCAGACAUCCAGGCCAUCCUGCAGCUCCUCCAGAGGCAAACCACGGCUGGGCCGCCAGCCUACAGCACCGUCACCUCCAGCCCUGAGUACCAGAGACCAGCUGUCAGGGUCCAGCCGUUGUGUGCCAUCCAGACAGACCUGAGCCUCGGCCCUGCUCCGCCUCCGCCACAGAGCCCCGGCCCAGAGGUAACCCAGAACAAAUCCAAAGAAACCCCCCCGGUCCUCCUGCACACAGAGACUCUUCCAGAUGGGAACUUUGGUGGGCUGCUCGACAGCGACACAGACUCGGAGCAGAAACACACGAAAAAUGACGUGUGCUCUUUAGAGCAACACCACCAAAACCAUCAAGCGCCACCGCGGUUCCUGACAGGCCGACAAGCCUCUCUACCCAAUGUCCCCAGCAGCUCAGGAAUGUUGGGACUCCACAGGCCAGUUUCUGACCCGGGGCUUCCAGGAAAGUAGGCCUCGGCCCCCGACCUCUCGACAGUGACGGAAGGUCUUCUCUCAAGCUCGACUCAGGGUCUAAGAAAGAGACUGAAUAUGCAAAGGAAAACAAACUGUAGACUUUCUUCCAUUCCUUUUCGGAAACACUCCCAGGCCUAACGCUCCUUCCUAUUCUCUGAUUUAGAUGUAUAAAGUCCAUUUAUACAGAGGUAUUUAUACAAUAUAUUAUUAACAUUAUGUAAAGUCAUCAUCUGCUGUGUACAUACUUCAAAUAGAACACUGCCAGCAACACAAGGCACCUAAUGUGCUUUUUAUAUGCAUGUUUCAGUUCCUCAUGUUUUCUUUUCUUUUCUGUUGCAUGUUCCUCACACGCUGCGACCCACCGGGCGAUCAGGUGUGUCCCUGGCAUGCUCUCACACCACUGUAGCUCUCAAGUCUCAUUUUCUACGACUCUUCCCUCUUCACGGGGGACAAAAUCUACUUGAAACUCCGCCUGAGGCGAUUCUAUACUCCAGCUCCAAGGUUCAUCUUAUUUUUUCAGCAGCUCCAAGCGAUUGAUGCUGUUACAAACUCACAAAGAGAUCCGUGUGCAUAUCUAGCGUGCCUACCGUACACCACAUUGCCACAACACAUGAAAACCACUCCUUUGCUUUCAGCUGACAACUCACGAACACAAUGUAAUAAUAAUAUAAAUGUGCAUAGAGGCUGCGUGGACAGGGCACAGCACAACAAGACUUUUGUCUCCCCUUUGAGAGCAAUAAUGAAAAACCAGUGCAGGAAAACACACUGAACUCGGGUGUGUUUCUCGAGUUAAAUACACUUUCAAACUCGUUUUUCUAAGACCUGAUCCAAGAAAAACAGCAGCUCUUUGUGUCAGAUUUAAUUUAUAUCAAAUAUCCAACUACGUGUGUGUGUGUGAAUUUGACGAGUGGAGGUUCACUGUAAAUGUUCAAGACACAGUGGAGGUACCACAGAGCUGUCUGUGUCAUAUCAAUGUAAGCAUGUUGCAGUAAAUCUUGUUAUGGGCACUAAUGUCAAGGCAGUUUGGAGAUCGAAAUGAGGAGAACAAUUUUUUCCUUCAUCUUCUGAAUUUUAGGAACUGAUCUGAACUUAGAAUUUGGUUAUUUUGUUUCCUUUAUCACCUCAUGUUAAAAUGAAUAAAACGUUAAAAUAAAAUGCACUUCAACAUAAAAAAAAACACUUACAGAUAAAAUACAAGCACCUGUAGAGUAAUAAUCAUAGCAACACACUCAUCAACCACACUCCUACACUCCUGACAUUUUACAAGUUUCUCUGCCACCAAUAUUUCUAAUAAACAGCACUUUAUAUAUAAAAGAAAACAAAAUUAAGUUGAACAAAUAAUUUUCAUCUCCAACCUACCUCGACCUGAACGUCAUAUGUAUGUAAAAUAUUUUAACUGCUGGAAGGAAUUUUUUUGGGUUGCAUGCUUUAGGUCUUCCAUUAUCUUUAAAAUGUACAAUUUCCUAAAAAAAGCAUCAUCAGCACAGAGCAUCAUCUGAAUGAACACACAAGUUCAGCCUUCAAUAGCCUUAGCUUUAUUAGCCUUUAAUGACAUCAACCCAACACAGUAGAAACAUGCUCCUCCACCUUCACAGAUGUAAAUGUAUCUAACCAUGAACUGCAUGAGUUAAACGAUUUAGUCAUUUUAGUUUUUUUAAACAACUUCCAACAAGCGCUCAUGUAUUGCAUGGAGACUGCACUUAACUACGUUUUCAAAGGGUCUCAAGCAGCUGUGUGUUCAUGUGUCGGGUGCAGCCCAUAACUGCGCACACACAGAUUUCCAGAUAGUUUAAGACCUAUUUUUCUAAAAACAAAGUCUUUAAUUUGCCAUUAUUUUUCUAUGUGACUGAUUUGCUCUUUAAAAAAACCCUGAUGUAAGUUCAAGUGCCGAUGGUAAGACGAUGAAUGCAAUGCACAGCCUCUCGAUGUAGCAAGCCAGACUUAAGCAACGGGCAGCACAUAAAGCUAGGCGUCACAUCAAGUGCACGCUGUUCUGAGUAGUUUGUCUUGACGACUGAUGUGGCACAUUGAUUUUCGUAUCAUUUCUGCAUUGACUUCUCCCUCUGAGUUUAUUCAGCAUUUUGAAACAUGUAGGAGCAAAGGAAGGGUCUGUCAGAUGGGUGAGAAACAAUGAAAUGUUAUGAGACGCUUGUGGAGAGAGCUGAGAGAAAGCUUUACUUUCACAGGACAAUACAAAGUCUCCAGCAGAACGCGGGGUCCUCUCUUUUGCUUUUUCUGGACCACACAUGCAGAACAAAAGUUGCUAAAGCCUAAGUCAACAUGUCCGGGACCUGAAGACUCUUCUUCUGAACUUUCAUGGGAUUUGCAAACGUUUGCACAGAGAUUAGAAAAAAAUUGUAAAUGCUCUACUGGGUAUGAAGGUCACUUUUUAAAUCUAGUGCUGUUCACAAUUGUUUUUAUGCAUUUUUUAAAUGUUUGCCACUGUAUUUUAUACAAUGCAACACUUAACAGCUAAUUUGAAUGUUUUUGUUCUGAACUAUAUUAUGGAAAUUAAUUAUAUUGUGUAAAUAUACUGAGGGGAUAAAUACGCAGUUGUAUACAUUAAUAAACAGAAUGCAUACUGA
Messenger RNA from Paralichthys olivaceus (Japanese flounder), 6534 nucleotides. It is a transcript of the gene kcnh7a, whose product is annotated as potassium channel, voltage gated eag related subfamily H, member 7. Gene Ontology annotation, biological process: potassium ion transmembrane transport; membrane repolarization during action potential. Gene Ontology annotation, molecular function: inward rectifier potassium channel activity. Gene Ontology annotation, cellular component: plasma membrane. The record is from RefSeq and is a predicted model, not a curated record. NCBI's taxonomy places the organism in Eukaryota, Metazoa, Chordata, Actinopteri, Pleuronectiformes, Paralichthyidae.